CGCGGAAAUAGUAGAAUUGGCGGUAAUUCGACGCCUAACAGAAAUGGUAGAAUUAGCGGUAAUUCGACGCCUAACGGAAAUAGUAGAAUUGGCGGUAAUUCGACGCCUAACAGAAAUGGUAGAAUUAGCGGUAAUUCGACGCCUAACGGAAAUAGUAGAAUUGGCGGUAAUUCG
Messenger RNA from Sphaerulina musiva SO2202, 174 nucleotides. RefSeq lists its product as uncharacterized. The annotation marks the transcript as partial. The record is from RefSeq and is a predicted model, not a curated record. Lineage: Eukaryota; Fungi; Ascomycota; Dothideomycetes; Mycosphaerellales; Mycosphaerellaceae. The transcript has a single exon.